This is a messenger RNA of Rangifer tarandus platyrhynchus (Svalbard reindeer), 921 nucleotides long. Lineage: Eukaryota; Metazoa; Chordata; Mammalia; Artiodactyla; Cervidae. The record is from the annotation of a GenBank genome assembly.
AUGCAGCAGGGAAAUCAUACCAGGGUGAAAGAAAUUAUUUUUCAAGGACUGACCCAGUCCCGAGAACUGAGCUGGGUCCUAUUUCUCUUUUUAUGCUUCGUGUACGUGACCACUCUGCUGGGCAACCUCCUCAUCACGGCCACUGUGCGCUGCGAGUCCCGCCUGCAGACCCCCAUGGACUUCCUGCUCCGCGGCCUCUCCGUCCCGGACACCUGCUUCUCCUCCGUCACCGCCCCCAGGGUCCCGGUGGGCCUUCUUUCGGAGAGAAAGACCAUCUCCUUCCGCGGCUGCCCCACGCAGAUGCUUCUCGUCCACCUCCUCGGGGGCGCGGACAUCUUGGCCCUCUCGGUGAUGGCCUUUGACCGCUACGUGGCCAUCUCCAGGCCCCUGCACCUCGGGACCGUCCUGAGUCGGGGGCGCUGCGCCGCCCUCCUCGCGGCCUCCUGGGCGGGGGGCUUCGUCCACUCCGUCGUGCAGAUCUCCCUCCUCCUCUCCCCUCCCCUUCUGCGGACCCAACGUCCUGGACGGUUUCUACUGCGCCGGCCCCCAGGUCCUCACACUCGCCUGCGCUGGCUCCUGAUGAUUUCCAGCAGCGGCCUGCUCGCCACCCUGUGGUUCGUCUUCCUGCUUGUGUCCUGCGCGGUCACCCUGACCAUGCUGAGGUCGCGCUCCGGGGAGGGCCGGGGGAAAGCCGUCUCCACCUGCACCGCCCACAUCACGGUGGUCACCCUCCACUCUGUGCCCUGCAUCUACGCCUACGCCCGGCCCUUCUCCGCCCUCCCCACCGACAGAGCUGUCUCCAUCACCUUCACUGUCAUCAUUCCUGUCCUGAACCCGCUGAUCUACACCCUGAGGAACCAGGAGAUGAAGGCGGCCAUGAAGAGACUGAAGAGGAGACUUGGACCUUCUGAAAAGGAAUAG